CAAGGAACGAUUUAGUUUACGGAAGUUUAAUGAAGUGGCUGGUGUGUGAAACUUAAGAUGCUAAUGCCGACCACAGUUGUUGUCAUUAAAUAAGACUGGUUGUAAUAUUUUGAUAUUAACAUUAAUUUAAAAAACCGCCUGCUGCCGCUACAAGAAGCCGAGUGUCCGUGUUUUUUCGGACUUAACUGACGUCCCGGUGAUGCUAACUCAGUUAGCUUCAUAACCAACAACAUGGAACAAGUUCCUCCUCCCGGAUCAAUCGUUGUCGCAGACUGGCAUCGAUGUAAAGACAGUAAAGAAUAUUUCAGCAAGAUCCUUCACAAGAAAAGACGCAAACACUUCGGCCUGUUGGAGUCUCCUGUGAUGCCCCCAAAUGCAGCUGUGGACACAGUUCAUUAUAAGAUCUUCAUCUCUGGAAAGAGUGGAGUUGGGAAAACUGCCCUUGCUGCUCGUCUCACUGGUCUGAAUAUUCCUAAUGUGCACUAUGAAACAACAGGUAUUGAGACGACAGUGGUGUAUUGGCCGGUGAAGCUGAGAGAAAGUGGCAGAGUGCUUUUCUUCCGGCUGCAGCUGUGGGAUUGUGGAGAGAACGCCUUACGAAGAUUUGACCAUUUGCUUCCAUCCUGUAAGGAGCAGGUGGACGCCGUCCUGUUCCUGUUCUCCUUCACUGACAGGACAUCCUUUGACGAUCUGUCAAAUCAAAUUGCGAAGUGGACCGGGCCGUCUGUGGGCCAAGUCGCAAAACUGGUGGUUGGAACCAAAUUUGAUCUCUUCAUGCACUGUGAUGUGGCAGAGAGAGACGUGAGGGAUUUCCAGGAGACCUGGAAUUUACCGCUGCUGCGUAUGGGCGGAGAGGUCAGCGACGGGCUGGGGGACGUAGCCCCCCUCCUCAACUGCCUGGCGGAGCAGCUGUGGCAUCAGGACUGCGUUACAGCCGGAGCGGCCAGCCGCCGCUCACAGCAGGAGACAGUGACUCUACUUUAAACACAGAGCAUUAUUUGUGUGCUUUGCACUCUGCAGCUGGUCUGAGCGAGUCUCAGAUCCCUCACGAUGAGAUGAAGGAAAUCAGUGAAAUAGUUGUUUGUUUUUGGGGGUACUGUGGAGAAGAUCAGGGCCUGUUUUAUCAUUUCAUUUUAGUCUUUGAUUUCUGUAGACAUCGAUCAGGUCAGAAAAUCUUUUAUUUUUCAUUAAUUUGAAAAUAAUGAGCAAACUGCUUAAAAGAGACCAGUAUUUAAUACAAGUAAAAAAAUAGUAUUCCCAGUAAUUAAAAAGUAUCCUCUCA
Messenger RNA from Lates calcarifer (barramundi perch), 1282 nucleotides. It is a transcript of the gene cplane2, whose product is annotated as ciliogenesis and planar polarity effector 2. The transcript has 5 exons. The coding region runs from base 232 to 984 and encodes 250 amino acids. NCBI's taxonomy places the organism in Eukaryota, Metazoa, Chordata, Actinopteri, Centropomidae. Gene Ontology annotation, molecular function: GTP binding; GTPase activity. The record is from RefSeq and is a predicted model, not a curated record.